Messenger RNA from Acanthochromis polyacanthus (spiny chromis), 2110 nucleotides. RefSeq names its product tachykinin receptor 3-like (gene tacr3l). Gene Ontology annotation, molecular function: tachykinin receptor activity. Bases 113 to 1231 code for a protein of 372 amino acids. Gene Ontology annotation, cellular component: plasma membrane; sperm midpiece. The record is from RefSeq and is a predicted model, not a curated record. The transcript is spliced from 5 exons. Lineage: Eukaryota; Metazoa; Chordata; Actinopteri; Pomacentridae. Gene Ontology annotation, biological process: G protein-coupled receptor signaling pathway; positive regulation of flagellated sperm motility.
UGUCACAUGUUAACACUCUCGCGCGUCUGUUGCGCAUCAGACGCGCCAAACUGAUCCAUGCCUGGCGCCGACCGGCAGCGGACUGCACCAGACCGCAUUGAGGACCUGAGGAAUGGCCUCUGGACGGGAUGGAUCCAACUCAACCACAAACCUGACCAACCAGUUCGUGCAGCCGGCGUGGCGCGUCGCUCUGUGGUCGGUGGCUUACAGCACGGUGCUGGCGGUGGCCGGUUUUGGGAACCUGAUCGUGAUUUGGAUUAUUCUGGCGCACAAGCGGAUGCGGACCGUCACUAACUAUUUCCUCCUGAACUUGGCUUUCGCGGAUGUCUCGAUGGCCGCCUUCAACACGCUCAUCAACUUCAUCUACGCGGCUCAUGGAGAGUGGUACUUCGGAGAGGUCUACUGCAGGUUCCACAACUUCUUCCCCGUCACCGCUGUGUUCGCCAGCAUCUACUCCAUGACCGCGAUAGCCAUCGACAGGUACAUGGCCAUCAUCCAUCCUCUGAAGCAUCGUCUGUCUGCAAAAGCCACAAUGGCAGUCAUCGUCUGUAUCUGGAGUCUGGCUGUGGUUCUGGCCUUCCCUCUCUGCUACUUCUCCACCACCAGAACUCUUCCCCGCAGGACCCUGUGCUACGUUUCCUGGCCCCGCAUGGCUGACGACCCCUUCAUGUAUCAUAUCAUUGUUACUGUUCUGGUCUACCUGCUGCCCUUAGUGGUGAUGGGCAUCACUUACACCAUCGUGGGGGUGACACUGUGGGGAGGUGAGAUCCCUGGAGACUCAUCUGAUAACUAUCUUGGACAACUCCGGGCUAAAAGGAAGGCGGUGAAGAUGAUGAUCAUUGUGGUGGUGACCUUUGCCCUCUGCUGGCUGCCGUAUCACGUCUACUUUAUUGUGACGGGUCUCAACAAGCGUCUGAGCAAGUGGAAGUACAUCCAGCAGGUGUACCUGUCAGUAAUGUGGCUGGCGAUGAGCUCCACCAUGUACAACCCCAUCAUCUACUGCUGCCUCAACAGCAGAUUCCGGGCUGGUUUCAAGAAGGUUUUCCGCUGGUGCCCCUUUGUCCGGGUGUCGAGCUACGAUGAGCUGGAGCUUCAAAACACACGGCUUCGACCGAGCAGCAUGUGCACCCUCUCUCGAGCCAACACCAGCCUCCUGAGCAAAGACAAGAGCACUUGUUCCCGUGGCAACAGGUCAAAACUCAACUCCAAGCAGGAUAAUAAAGACAGUUAGUCGUCUCCACUGGAUACGCUGAGCCAACACACGAGGCUUGCAAGUUUGUUUUUGUUUUUAUUGACCUAAUAAAUAUGAGUUAACUCAGACGGUUGAGGUGGUGGGGGCAAAAAGAACAUGGUGCUGUUCAGAAACAACAGGAAGAUAAUUAUCGUACUGUGGCUCCUGAUUUCUCUAUUUUGUAGGAGCGGCCACAGUAGCUGUGACAUGCACCUCACAGGAGGCAAAGAUAUAGACAUGACAGACAGAUAUUUUUAGAUUAAAUGUAACUUUAUCUGUUUUCUCAGAAGUGCAUUGCACACAGAUGUCCAUAAAUCUACAGAGAAAUAAUCGAAACAACCCUCAUAAUUAAUGGUUUCCUAAGAAUCCUUACAUUUUCAAAUUCUCUUUGCUAUCAAAAUAAACUCACUGGGACGUAAAAACCUGUAUUUGGUGCAUUUUUAAUGGAAAAUGUCAACAAAAAAAUUGGAAUCAAGUUGAAACCCAAUAUAAAUGGCAGCUACAAGCAAGCGUUGAAUGUCACCAGAGGAUUUUUUUCUUUUUUUUGUGGCCAAUUUAUCCAAAUUAAUGAAGUAAAAUUAAAUCCUCAGUUCUGAUAACUAAUUUUGUAUGUCACCAUAUUGUAUUAAAUAUAACAAAUAUAUGCAUGCAUUUCAAUAUUUAUGUGCUGUACAUAAUAUAUGAAACGUGAAUGCCUUUCAUUGAAUUGAGACGUGCAUUUUAGAGUUGGAUUUGUGAUUUGUUUUAUUACAGAAUGCUGCUGUUCCUUAGGUUGAAUAUGUUCAACAAAGUGUGCAAACGUGCAUGUUUUGUUGUUGUUUUGUUUACUAAAAUGCAUCUGGCAGGCUUUUUGUAUAAAUAAACAAAAUGGUGAGAUUA